Darwinula stevensoni is the source of this 283-nucleotide messenger RNA. NCBI's taxonomy places the organism in Eukaryota, Metazoa, Arthropoda, Ostracoda, Podocopida, Darwinulidae. The record is from the annotation of a GenBank genome assembly.
CCCCCCGUUCACGUCGUCUGACCCGAUGAAGACGUACAACAUCAUCCUCCGCGGGAUCGACGCCGUGACGUUCCCGCGCAUCGUGUCCCGGACGGCGCAGGGCCUCAUCAGGCGGCUGUGCCGGGAGAUCCCCGCGGAGCGGCUCGGCUACGGGCGCAACGGGCUCGCCGACGUCAAGAAGCACAAGUGGUUCCAGGGUUUCGACUGGGACGGCCUGAAGCACAGGCUCCUUACACCACCCAUUCAGCCACAGAUUUUUCGCUCAUCGGUCAACCUGCAUCUC